Messenger RNA from Canariomyces notabilis, 900 nucleotides. Its product is annotated as phosphinotricin acetyltransferase. The transcript has a single exon. The coding region runs from base 149 to 718 and encodes 189 amino acids. The record is from RefSeq and is a predicted model, not a curated record. Gene Ontology annotation, molecular function: acyltransferase activity, transferring groups other than amino-acyl groups. Lineage: Eukaryota; Fungi; Ascomycota; Sordariomycetes; Sordariales; Chaetomiaceae.
CUUCAUCUCAUACAACUUCAUCGUCACGCAACAAAUUCAUCUCACACACAAACAACAACUUGAAGUUCGUGUGAUUGUGUCUCGAUCACUAUCCCCUCCUACCUCAACUUUAGCUGCAUACUACCUACAUCGAGUAACCUCCUAUGUCAUGGCAUCCGAAAAGUCCUCUAUCACAAUCAGAGACCUACAAGAUGGAGACCUGGAAUCCAUAGCCGAUAUCUACAAGCAUGCCGUCCUCAACACCACAGCAACCUACGAGCUCGACCCCCCUAGUCCAUCCGCCCUAGGCGGCAGGCUCCAUGCUAUCCGAGAAGCCGGAUUCCCCUGCUUUGUUGCCGAGAACUCAUCCUCAUCCUCAUCCGAUAUGCCCAGGAUCUUGGGGUACGCCUAUGCCAGUGAAUUCCGCCCACGGCCGGGAUAUCGGUAUACCGUGGAGCAUUCGAUCUAUGUGGCAUCCAGUGCAAGGGGACACGGAGUAGGGACCCUGUUGAUGGAUGCUCUCAUUAAGGCGUGUGAAGGCCUUGGCUUCCGUCAGAUGGUGGCUGUUAUCGGGGAGGGCGGUGAUACCAGUCCGUCGGUUUUGUUUCAUAGGAAGCUGGGGUUUCGGUAUGCUGGGACGUUGGAGGGGUCGGGGUAUAAGUUUGGGAGGUGGUUGGAUACGGUGUUCAUGCAGCGCGCAAUCAAUGGUGGGACGGGGAGUUUGCCGGAUUCGACGUGACUGCUGAAGAUCAGGUUGUGAGUAGAGUUUGUAUGUACAUACAGUACCUUACAUCUAUCCAUGAUCCGUAGCUGCGUCAUGUCAGGGAUGAGGGACCCUACCUGUAGGUCGCGAACCACCUGAUUCAGUUGUAGUGACAGAGGCCGCCCGCGGACUUAGCUAAUCAAAAAAUGAUCGACCUC